Messenger RNA from Poeciliopsis prolifica (blackstripe livebearer), 1279 nucleotides. RefSeq names its product lysosomal membrane ascorbate-dependent ferrireductase CYB561A3. NCBI's taxonomy places the organism in Eukaryota, Metazoa, Chordata, Actinopteri, Cyprinodontiformes, Poeciliidae. The transcript has 7 exons. The coding region runs from base 248 to 1120 and encodes 290 amino acids. Gene Ontology annotation, molecular function: oxidoreductase activity. Gene Ontology annotation, cellular component: lysosomal membrane. The record is from RefSeq and is a predicted model, not a curated record.
GGGAUAUUUGUCCCUGAAAGUAGUUCACCUAUUUCCUUCACACCUGGACUUAAUUAUUCGCCGCUUUUGAUUGUCAGCUGGCCAAUUUGUCUGUAAAUGAUACACAUUUUAAGGUUAGUCCUUUAUUAUAUUUAAUUUGGAAAACUGGAAAAUUGGAGGUCGCCUCGCGCCAGGCACGCCGAUAAGACGUCUUCAUUAAAGACGACGCGCAGCCAGAGCCACCUGCCUCUCGCCGCGAGGGCUGAAGAUGGAGCAGAGUGGGACUCAAUUUCCCGACUGCCCCGUCUCGUUCCCCACCGUCUUUGAGCGUUUCCCCCUCGCCAACCUCAGCGCAGAGGUUGAAAGCGAAACUCCGCCGAAGGAAAACGAAACGAUCCCGACUGACAGUAUGAGCUCCACUGUGAAGUUCUACCUGUGCUACCUGCUGUGCUUGGCUCUGGGGCUGGCCUGCGUGGUGUGUGUGUGUGUUUGGAACAGCCGGUGGAGGGGCGGCUUUGCCUGGGACGGCUCUCCACACCAGUUCAACUGGCACCCGGUGCUGAUGGUGACUGGUCUGCUGGUUCUGUAUGGCUACGGAGCUGUGGUGUACCGCGUGCCGCUGACCUGGGGUCAGAAUAAACUCCCCUGGAAGCUGCUUCAUGCCACUCUGAUGUUGGGCUCCCUGAUCAUGUCCGUCUUGGGACUCUGUGCCGUCUUCGAGGUCCACAACGCCAAGAACACCCCCAACCUGUACUCGUUACACAGCUGGAUCGGAAUCACAACCGUGAUUCUUUUUGCACUUCAGUGGGGCGUGGGGUUCGCAGGCUUCCUCUUGCCCUGCUCUCCCGUGUUGCUCCGUAAACUCCUGAAACCCGUCCAUGUGUGGCUGGGCGGCAGCAUCCUGCUGCUCUCCACCGCCGCCUGCAUCUCAGGCAUCAACGAGAAACUCUUCUUCGUCCUAAAAGGCAACGUCACAUACUCCAGCCUUCCACCUGAGGGUGUGUUAGGAAACGCAUUAGGGGCUUUAGUCGUAGCCUUUGGCCUGGUCGUCCUCAAGAUUCUAGCCAACAUCCAAUGGCAGAGACCAGAUUCCAGACCUGGGGAAAUAGCUUACACGCCACUUCAAGAUGAAAAUGACUAAAAGUCGAGGAACUGGAACCAGUUCACUGCUAAAUCAGUGCAGUCAGAAAACAUAGUUGGUUCCCCGAUGAUGCUUAAAGUUUAAAAAUAAUCACCUUGUUAUCGAUGUAAAUAUAUAUUUAAGAUUGCUUUUUCACCCAAAUAAAACAAUUUCAUCUGA